This is a messenger RNA of Rotaria sordida, 947 nucleotides long. Lineage: Eukaryota; Metazoa; Rotifera; Eurotatoria; Philodinida; Philodinidae. The record is from the annotation of a GenBank genome assembly.
ACAUCAUUUGAUGAAACACUUCAUCAAUUAAAAUAUGAUACAAAUGAAUUAAAUAAUUAUAUUAUUAAUUUACUUGAAAGACAAAUCGAAGGAAAUUUGAAAGAUGAAAUAAUUUAUUAUCGAAAAAUUCAAGCAUUAUUUCCAAUAAUAUCGAUUCUAUUUAAUGAUCAAACAAAAGUUGAAAUAUUUGUACAAAUUCAAAUAAAUAAAGAACAAUCUUAUGAACAAAAAUCUUCAAAUGAUUUCAAUUCUCAAGAAUCUAUACAUGGAGUACAUGAAAUUGAACGUCUAUUGAUAUACGUUCGUUAUCCACCUAUUUUUCAACAUCUUCUAACAUUUAUUCGUACUUGGGCUCAACAUGUUGGCCUUUAUGGACAAGUCUAUGGUUAUUUAAGUGGUUAUUCUUGGGCUAUAUUAUGUGCAUAUAUUUGUCGUAGAUAUUUAUCACCAAUUAAAUCUCUUUCAUCAAUCGAACAUUUUUCUAUUGAAGAAUUUUUUUCAUUAGUUCAACAAUUUUUUUCAACUUUUGCACAAUUUAAUUGGUCAUCAGAAGCACUUCGACUUUAUCCAAAAUCAUAUAAGCAAAUCACUUUUUCAGAAAAAACAUCAGUAUAUAAUCGUGGUUCAAUGCGUAUAAUAUCACCAAGUCCACCAUAUAAUAAUGCAGGACGUUCAACAAUAAAUUCUACACGUGAUUUAAUUAUUCAAGGUUUUCAACGUGUUUUACAAUUACUUAAUAAAAUAAAUACAAUAACUUGUGAAGAUAAAUCAAAUGCACUUAAACAAAUUCUUGAAUUAAAUAAUGAUUUUCCAAAUGAAAAAACAAAAUCACUUCUUCAAUUAACACUUUCAAGUGAAAAUAUUUCUGAACUUGAUGAAUGGAUUGGUUGGAUGAAAUCGCGUCUAGCACAUUUUAUAAAUGAUUGUGAAGAAGAAUGUCAUUUAAU